Molecule: messenger RNA, 2444 nt
Organism: Caenorhabditis angaria
Lineage: Eukaryota; Metazoa; Nematoda; Chromadorea; Rhabditida; Rhabditidae
Source: the annotation of a GenBank genome assembly
AUGUUGACUCCAAUAUUUUUAGCUCUGAUAUUUUGUAGUUCUUGUUUAUCCAGUCGGAAUAAAUUGGAAAAAUUACCUGGACUAUAUUUUCAUCUUUAUUCUGAUCAUUAUACUGGAUUUUUGAAUGUUACUGAUGAUGAGAGAUUGUUUUAUUGGUUAGUCUAAAUUGGGGAAAUGUUUGAGAUGCCUUGAAAAAGCCCAAGAAGCCUAAUAAUCCAGAGAGCCCUGAAAGCCUAUUUUCCAGGUUCAUGGAAUCUCAAAACACCCCAUCAGUAGACCCUCUAAUUUUCUGGUUCAACGGUGGACCCGGUUGCUCUUCUCUAACUAGUUUGAUCACUGAACUUGGCCCGAUGCUCCUGGAUAAAACUGGAGAAAACCUCAAGCGAAAUGAAUAUUCGUGGAAUCGUAUGGCUUCGGUGGUUUUUCUCGAAUCACCGACAGGAGUCGGGUUUUCGUACACCGAGACUGGAGAGUAUCCGAUUCCGACUGAUGAUUUUUUGACAGCCAAAUUGAAUUAUGAUGCGGUGAAGUUGUUCUUCAAGGUACAGAUUUUCUCAUCAAACAUUUCAAGCAGAAUUUUUGUUUCAGGAAUUUCCCGAGUAUCGAAAUCACGAUGUUUUCAUUAGCGGUGAAUCUUAUGGUGGAAUUUAUGUUCCGAUGUUGGUUGAUGAGAUUUUGAAUGGGCAGAAGGAUUUUCCAAUUAACUUGAAGGUAAUGGAUCAGGCUUCUAGGGGCUUCUGAAGGCUUUUUAGGCUUCAGAAGGCUUUUAGAGGCUUCAGAAGGCUUUAGAAGGCUACAGAAGGCUUCAGAAGUCUUCAGAAAUCUUCAGGAGGCUUCAGAAGGCCUCCGCAAGCCUCUGAAGACUUUCAAAAGCUUCCUGAGGCUUCCUGAGGCUUCCCCAAUCUUCUCGAGACCAAAACUAGACUCUAGUUUUUAGAACUGAAAAUUUCAAAUAUUCAAAUUAAAUUGUUUCUGGUUCAAACUAGACUAUAGUUUACAAAAAUCUGCUUCGGAAGGCUCCAGAAGGCUAAAUUUGAAUUCUGAGCCCCAAAGAUAUUUUUCAUACACUAUUUUUCUCAAACUAGACUCUAUCUUUCUAACUUCAAACUAGACUCUAGUCUUCUAAAUUUCAAAAUUUCAGCAUGUUCUAGAUUCGAACUAGAUUAUAGUUUCCAAAAAUCUAAAAAUAUUGAAAAAAUAGAUUUUUGGAUUUUUCUGAAAAAAAGCCACGUGAAAAUUUUUGACGACAAAUUUGUUAAAUUUGAUUUUUUCUUUUUUUUCUCAAACUGGACUCUAGCUUUCCAACUUCAAACUAGACUCUAGUCUUCUAAAUUUCAAAAUUUCAACAUGUUCUAGAUUUGAAAAAUCUGAAAAUCUCGAACAAAUAAAUUUUUGGAUUUUUUUUUUCUGAAAUCAAAGCCACGUGGAAACUUUUUACGCCAAAAUUUUUGAAUUUGAUUUUUUUCCUAGCUUCAGGAAGCUUUAGAAAGCUUCGGAGGGCUUUAGAAAGCUUCAAAAGGCUUCAGAAGGCUCCAGAAGGCUUCAGAGGGCUUCUUCAAAAUCAGUUUUUCCAGGGAAUGCUAAUUGGAAACGGCCUGCUUGAUAAAAAACUUGCCCAACAAACCAGAACAAUAAUGAGUUACGGUAGAGGAUUCAUAACAGAAUCAAUCUUCGAAAAUCAUCUCGUAAAAUGUUGUAAUGGCUCAAUCACCUGUAAAGACACAAAAAUCGAUAUUCUUGAUUGUAGUGAUUUGCCAUUACCGGAAGAAUGGGAUGACACUUUUUACGAUCGAUACAAUUUAUAUCGGAAAUGUGUAGAUUUGGAUUGUGGAGUUUACCCUCAUACAAUUCCGGAAUCUUUCUUUAAUUCGAAAAGAGUUAGACGAACUCUUCAGAUUCCGCAUGAUAAAAGAUGGCGUGAUUGUGAUGAUUUAGCAUAUGAUCGAAAUUUAGAAUCAGUCAAGGAUCAGAUUUUGCGAGCUGCGAAAAAUGGGGUUAGAAGUUUGAUCUAUUUUGGAGAUGCUGAUUUGAUGUGCAAUUUUAUUAUGGGUCAGAAAUUUGUGGCGAAAUUGGGAUUGAAGGUGAGAUUUUUGGAGGCUUCUGAAGCCUUCUGAAGCCUUUUGAAGCUUUCUGAAGCCUUCUGAAGCCUUUUGGAGCCGUCUGAAGACUUCUGAGGCCUUCUGAAGCCUUCUGAAGCCUUCUAAAGCCUUCUGAAGCCUUCUAAAGCCUUCUGAAGCCCCCAAAAGCCCCCAAAAGCCUUUUUCCAGAAACUCUCCCCCAAAAAGCCGUGGUUCUUCAAACAACAUCAUUUCUCGGGAACCCAAACAAUUUAUGAGAAUCUGAAAUUUGUGACAAUUCAUGGAGCAAGUCAUUCGGCUCCAGAAACUCAUCCCGCCGAAUGCUAUCAUAUUUUGCAGCAAUUUUUGAAGGAUCAGGAUAUUUGA